GGCGGGCACCGGCACCGGCACGGGCCCCGGCGGCUCGGCCCCCCGGCUCCCCCCAGGCAGCGUGGUCUGAGGAGCUCAGUUCACCCAGUCAAUGUGAAAGCAAGACAAAACAAGGUGCAGCAAAUGAAGGGCAGGCGCCAAGGUCCACUGACGAAGAGAGCAAUGUAGAUUUGAGCUAUCACAGCCUCCAUCUCCAUGCAUACAGCAUUGAGAGUAUGACAACAUUUCAGAAUGGCUGCGGAAAUGGCACCACCGUUACUUGUAUAGUUAUGGAUAAUAAAGAGCCCCAAAAUCUGACCACUUCAGUCAGCUGCAAUGGGGGAUACAACACCAGCAAUAGUCAUGAAGAGGAGAUACAGGAUGAUAAACUUAGCCCUUCAAAAAUCAUGCGCUUUUUCUCAACCCCUAGGAAACGGGCUAAUUCCAGCUCUGAGAGGCCUCGUUCUCUGAUUUUGAUGGGCAACUCUUCUACGUGGAAUGCUUUGUCUUCCAUCAGAAAAAUGGGCUCUUUCAAGAAGUUAAGAUCUUCAGUUCUCCAAGGAAUUCAAACUAGGGAAUGUUCAGAUAUCUUAAACGAGAAUAGUGUAGGAAAGCAUGGUUCAAAUGGGGCAGUGGUGAGGGUUCAGACUAACAGGUAUUCCUAUUCAGGACCUUUACAUGACUUCCAGAAUGCAGUGGAUGUUUUAGCUUCUGAUUGCUCCGAUGCUGAGGAAGGUGAUGAUUCUUUUCUGAGGAACACUCAUCGCUCACGCAGCAUCAGGCGGGCUUAUGGUGUUGGACGCAUAAAUUUGCUAGACACUGAUAAAGCUCAGAGUAAUCACAACUGUACUAGGCCAACAUCUCCUGUCAUCUCAGAGCCAAAGAUCUGUGAAAUUUUAGUGAAAGAUUCUGAAAACAACAAGAUCAUCUAUCGAAGAAGCAAAAGUUCAGAUAAUUUAAACUUCCUGAAAAAAAGCUCAUUCAAACGAAAGUCCACCUCAAACCUCACUGACCUCAAGGUUGCAAAUGAAAAACAAAUGCCACAAAGGACAGUAAGUGCUACUUCUGCUGACUUGGACAAAACCAGUGGAAACCCUGAGAGGAGGUCCAAACGUUGGAAGAGCCCUAUCAGGGCAAAGGAUUUUGACCGAGUUUUGAAACUUGUAAGUAAUGUUACAGAUGUGGCAUGGAAGAAGGAUGGCCCUAAAAGCACAGCUACUUCUCCCAGUGACCAAUCCCAGAGAACAAGGCCAAACAGCAGACUGCACGAUGACUAUUCGCGCAGGGUUUCCAGUAGCACAGAUCAUGACAGAAAGAGGUGCACCUCCCCAGCAUCUAGCCCGGAUUCCACCAUGCCUGGAACACCUUCACUGCAAAGCCCCACAGUUCCUCUGGAUAAAGAGUCUGAAAUGAAUGUAGCUAGUGCUGAAGACAAAAGCAUCAGGACAUCAUCAGGUAUCCUAGAUUCUGUUAGCUUAUCACCUACUCCAAAUGACAUUGGCCCAUUUCCUAACGAAGUGUUUUAUACAAACUCGGAUGAACCAAAAACUACUCGCCAGUUUACAUAUGAAGCUGAAAAUCCUCAUGUUCCUGUCAGGCCAACUGCUCCGAAACCUCAAAGUCCCAGUGCAGAGAAGGUCAAGUGCAAUAUGAAUUUCCAGUGCCCAAACCAUCACAGCACGUUAUCCCUGAGCUCAGUGGAAAGCGAGGAGAGAAUGGAGGUACCUGGGCUGAAGCUGGGGAGGAAUCCUGUUUGCUUCCAGGACUCUGUGCAGACUGUGUACUAUGACGAUGGAAAUGAAGACAGUGGCAUAAGCAGUCACUCUCAGCUGAGCCUCAAUUUAGCCUCUGGUACUGAAGAAAAGAAGGAAGAGGUUGUUUCUGAUGACCACUGGAAGAAGUCCCCAAUCCAGGAUGAAGAAAAGAGAGACACACAAAAGGUCACCCCCAGGAGAUGGGGCUCUGGAAAAAGAUCUCGGCCCAGGCCUCUUUCAGACUAUGGCCAAAUGUCAGUCAGAAGUUUCUCUAUACCAGAAGAUGCGGUUGCUGUAGAGUCUCAGAAGACAGACUGCACGGAUGGAGAAGAUCAGCCAGGAUUGGCUUCUGUUGGGUCUGUGGUCCAAAGCAAUACAGUAGGCUACCACAGAGGGCGAAAAAGAAGACCCAUCUCUGUGAUAGGUGGGGUGAAUUUCUAUGGAAGCAGCCCGGCAGAAGAAAUUGAAGGUCUGCUGACACAACCAGCGGCCCGGCCUCCGGUGCCGGCCCACCAGGUCCCCCCGUACAAAGCGGUUUCAGCCAGGUUCCGGCCGCUGACCUUUUCGCAGAGCACGCCCAUCGGCCUCGACCGCGUCGGGCGCCAGCGGCAGAUGAGAACGUCUAAUGCUGCUGCAGAUGGUGGAACUGAGUCUUCAGCUUUGGUGGAUGACAAUGGCAGCGAGGAAGAUUACAGUUACGAAGAACUCUGCCAAACCAGCCCGAGAUACCUGCAGCCUGGAGGAGAACAGCUAGCAAUUAAUGAGCUGAUAAGCGAUGGCAGCAUUGUCUAUGCAGAAGCUCUCUGGGACCAUGUGACUAUGGAUGAUCAAGAACUGGGCUUCAAAGCUGGAGAUGUCAUUAGAGUCCUAGAAGCUUCCAACAAAGACUGGUGGUGGGGAAGAAAUGAAGACAAGGAAGCCUGGUUUCCAGCUAGCUUUGUCAGGCUGCGAGUUAAUCAGGAAGAACUUCCAGAAAACUGUGGGAGUGUCCAGGAUGAAGAGCAAGAUUCUGAUAUUAGCAAGCAUCGUCAGAAGAUGGCAGAAAACAAGGAUCAGAUGAGGACCAAUGUCAUACAGGAAAUUAUGAACACAGAGCGAGUCUAUAUCAAACAUCUCAAGGACAUCUGUGAGGGUUAUAUUCGGCAGUGUCGCAAACAUACAGGAAUGUUCACCGUGGCGCAGUUAAACACCAUUUUUGGGAACAUUGAGGAUAUUUACAAAUUCCAGAGGAAGUUUCUGAAAGAUCUUGAGAAGCAGUACAACAAAGAGGAACCUCAUCUAAGUGAAAUAGGGUCAUGCUUUCUUCAACAUCAAGAAGGUUUUGCUAUUUAUUCAGAGUAUUGUAACAAUCAUCCCAGCGCCUGCAUUGAACUUUCCAAGCUAAUGAAACAGGGCAAAUACCGCCACUUCUUCGAGGCCUGUCGCUUGCUGCAGCAGAUGAUUGACAUUGCCAUUGAUGGUUUUCUUCUCACGCCUGUUCAGAAAAUCUGCAAAUACCCUCUGCAGCUUGCUGAGUUGCUCAAAUACACCACCCAGGAGCACAGUGAUUAUAACAACAUUAAAGCUGCCUAUGAGGCUAUGAAGAAUGUAGCGUGCCUGAUCAAUGAGCGAAAGCGAAGACUGGAGAGCAUAGACAAGAUCGCGCGCUGGCAAGUCUCUAUAGUAGAUUGGGAGGGACCAGAUGUGUUAGCCAGAAGCUCAGAACUGAUCCAUUCAGGAGAACUGACUAAAAUUUCAAAGCAAGGCAAAAGCCAGCAGAGGACUUUCUUCCUUUUUGACCAUCAGCUUGUAUUCUGUAAGAAAGACCUGCUGAGAAGGGACAUCUUGUAUUAUAAGGAUCGUAUGGACAUGGAUCAGAUGGAACUUGUGGACACAGAAGAUGGCAAAGACAAAGACUUUAACAUCAACAUCAAGAAUGCUUUUAAGAUUAUAAACAGAGCAACCGAAGAGAUUCAUUUGUUCUGUGCAAAAAAACAGGAGGAUAAGAAGAGAUGGAUGGAGGCAUGUGAAAAUGAAAGGAGGAGAGUUCAGGAAGAUAAAGAAAUGGGAAUGGAAAUAUCAGAAAAUCAGAAGAAACAAGCCAUGCAGAAUGCCCGAAAGUCAAGGCAUGGAAAAAUUAAAGGUGUAAGCUAUAAUGGGUGUCCUAUGCCUCCUCCACACCAAAGCUUGCAUCCCAUUCAUCAGCGCCACAUCACUGUGCCUACCAGCAUCCCGCAGCAGCAGGUUUUUGCCCUGGCAGAGCCCAAGCGGAAGCCAUCCCUCUUCUGGCACACCUUCAAUAAACUCACCCCGUUCAAGAAGUGAGAGGCCAUGGGCCUUGGAAAGACACCAGCACGGGCGAAGAGUUAUUCCAGAGAAGAACACAGCUAAGCUUAUUUGAGCUCCGUGAAUCCUCAGUUUUGGAGGGAAAAACUUAGGCUCCCUUGAGCCAGAAACACCACCUUUGUCUGGAAGAAGAAUGAAGUUCAUCACCACUGUUUGGAAGCAAUGUCGGCAGUGCCAGUGAGCGUUGCUGGUGAAGAGCAGAGUCCCUUCUGACAAAGACAAAUUGCUGUUGUUCUAAAGCAGCAGUAUUUGAUCUCUGUUUCUUAGUUAUCUUCAAAUAAUGAUGGAACUAUUCAGGUCAUUGUAACAUUUCAUUUUUCUUGAUCUUAUACUGAUGGCCAAAUUUAAGUUAGGGAGGAAUUUUUCCCUAAGUGUGUAUCAGCAGGGAAUCUUAGGGGAAGUUUUCUCCUUCCUUUUGGAGCAUUGAGCAGGGACCACCCGUUAAAAUCAGGCAGAGAGAUCCUAUAUGACUGAUGUGCUGUUGCAGAAUUUGGCAGACCUUAACCCUUCCUGUCUUUUUUUUAUUAAGUUGCCAAAUAGCAGGAAAAAGUCCCGCAAGGCCUUACCAUAUUCCAGAUUGGAACAGGGAAAUUUUGUUCUGUCAUAUAGAAACAUGAACAGAGUGCAAAAUGGACUAUAAAGAUUGUGCAUUUACUGCAUACAAGUUAAAACAAGAGGAGCCACGGCAUCUCUGAUUACUUUCAGUCACAGCAAUAUACCACAGGCAUGUACGCUCUUCAGUAUAGAGCUUUUGUAUGACUUUCUGUGCACUUCUUAGCAUAGGAGAUGCUUCUUUAUACUUCUCAUAUGCUUAUUUCUCAGCGUAAAAAAGUAUUUUUUUAUUUUUUAAUGAAGAUAAUGUGAAUGUACAAAGUUAGAGUUGAGAAAGUAUGAGACUGCUGGCACAUAAUUCUCACACUUUGUACUCCCUAUUCAUACAGCUUCACUUAAAAAAUGGAUGAAUGGUAAUAUAAAUCUCCAUUAAGUUCCUGAAGCAGUCUGAAGCUAUGCUUCUUACGCACAGUCAAUUGACAAUGGGUUUUUACCAGUUUCUUCACAAAGAAAGAGAAAUCCUUACUGGAAUGGACAGAGAAAUUGUGUGGAUCAGAAAUGGAUUUUUGUGUAAGAACUAUGAUGUUGUACUGGAAGGGGAAGGACGUAUCUUGAUGAAGGUCAGCUCUGGCUAGUGUCUGCAAUACCUAAUUUGCCUAUCACAGGAGGUUGAUUCGGGAAAGUAACUUUUAAAAAGCCACCAGGAGGAAACAGGAUCUUGACUUACGCAGCACUGAUCAUUUCUGCUUGAUAAUUCUCAUUAAGGGUGGCAAGACUGUUGUUGAUAUGGAAGGAAAGAAAGAUUCCAUAUGUUUCAGAACCUAUUUGUUAUGAAUGUCUUUCAAAUAUUUUAUCAUAUGCUGCUGGUUAGGGGCAUUAUCUGAUGAUAAAGAUGGAUCCAAGAGUAUUCUUUGAAAAUGGACACAGUCAGCUUUGUCAUGAAUCUGUAACAUAGGAAGAACAAAGAGAGACUAGAAGCCAAGCAUCUUACUGAUAAUGUAAAAAAGCCUUAUUUUAAACAUAUAUUUGUUCCUACUACUGUUGUUACCUCCGUAGUUUUAUUUAUCAUCAGUGUUGUGGAGCCCACUAGUCUGAUGAUUUUGUGAUAUGGUAACUGUGGUAACUUCUGCAAAGCCCAGGUUUAUAGUUUUGGUUUUAAACGACAUCUGACAACUGUACAUUUCAAAUGCCUUGUAUAUAUAGCUCAGCAGUGAUGCAAAGUCUGGUGAUGCUCAAUUGUAUUGUUCACUGCAUAGUGAACUUCUUUUCUUGUGCUUUUCCAUAGUGAUGGAAGAUGACCUGAAACAGUUAAGAACUGGAAAUAUACAUUUACAUUUUCAACAAUCCAGUUUAAAGAAAGUACACAAGAAAGUUAGUGAAAUAGCUGGCUGGGUUGUCUGUUUCUUUUGAUGUUUUAAACAAGCCAUCUCCUUUCAGAAUGUUUUGAAAGAUAAUUCUAAAUGUUCAACUUAAACACAAUGAAUGGACUUACAAAUGAAGGCAUGGAUGCAUGUUCUUCCUCUUAAAUAAGCAACCCGUGUAUAAGUGUUUCUUAUAUACCCAUUUUUCUGGGUACUUGCCAUGGAAGUGAAGAAUUUUUCAUAAUUACAUUUUGAAAGAUUUGUUCUAGAUUUUUAAAAAGAUCUGAAGUUGUAUCGCAAUGCAUACCCAGCAGCUUUCCCAGCUGGUCAGGUUUCUCUGCCAUGUUCAGUGGGCCUGAAGACAUUAUGAAAUCCACACUUACUUACAUACUUGUCUUUGAUAAAACCUUCUCCAUUUCAGGGCUAGGUCCUGUGGGAUUGUUGGAAAAAAUACAGAUUUUGGGAUGUAUCUUCUGACAUGUCAGUGCCCACAAAGGCUCUUCCCAUAUAAUAGUGCUGGUGCCUUAGCCCUAAAAAUGAACAGAAAUGUUUGCAUGUGGUUUGGGAUGUAUCUGGUUUCUUCUGAAGAGAACUUAAUUUCAGAGAGAUGAAAAGCAACUGUUUCAUCGUGCAGAUUACUCAGGAAAGUUUUAUAUAUAAUACCCUCUAUGUAGACAUGGUUCUUUAUAAUAUUCUCAGUGUCUUUAUUUGAAAUCUGAUUUUGCAAUAGGUUAAGAGGAGACCAAUAUGAUAGGCAUUUUAUUGAGUUCUUUAUUUAUUGGUCAAGGAAUGUGCUGGCUAUGCAGGGAAGACUGAUAAAAUAUAACAAGAUAGUACAAAAUACACCAUGAUCUUUUGAACAAAUUGUAGUUAAAUGAAAACACUCAAUUCCAUUAUCCAACAAUUAAAGCAAAUACUUACUGGGAGGUUCAGCCUGAUUUUGGAGUCUGUGGAGAAGACAGUUGCAAAUAAAACAUACAAGUUUGUACUUUAGCAAGUCUUCCCUUGAGCAAAAUUCAAAAGUUCUGAUCCUAUUUCUGAUGACAAAAUUUGCCUAUCAUCCAAAAAGUGUGAAGGCAACAUCUGUUCUUUUCUUCUUUCUUUCAUAAGCUUUAAGUUACUAUCAACUGUUCUAGGGCAACUACUAAGCACAGUUGUGCCUCAUUUAGAUAAAGCACAGCCAGAGCCUUCCUGAUGGCCUGCUGAGCAAAUAACCUCAGACUUUAAGCAUGAGAUGCAGUAAAACAUAAUUGUCCUCAAAUGUGUUCCUACUGGGUUAGGAUAAUGCCAAACCAUAAUUGCAUCUAACUCAGAGCAUUUGAUGUACAAAAUAAUAAGAUUGUUUUACAAGUGGCUUUUGCCAUGCUAAAUUUCACAUUGAGUUUUAGUGGUCAGUGUAAUAAAGGAGUUCAAAGACAGACUACUCAAAUGUUCCACAUUUUAGUUGUCUUUUGAAAAUAAUCAUAACAGAGUUUUGGAGCCAAAGGUCUUUAGCCAUAACUAAUACGAUAUCUUUCUUUGACUGCCUUUCUCCUUUUUUUCUAAAUGUGUGGCAUUUGUAUGUAGGAGAUGCCUCCUGAAUGAGCUCUAAUUUAAAACUAUUUGUUGUAAAUACUAGGGAUGACUUGCAUAUAUGUUUUAUUUUGACUAGUGUUUUGUAACAUAUCUUGCGUAUAUUGCUUUGUGCAUCUUACCAUCUGUGUGCUGUUACACAUGUUGUAAAUCAAGCGUUAUGGCUACAGAGCAGAUGAAUUGGCUGUUGGCAGCUGAUGUACCUGUAUAGAACUGCAGUAACUUGAUGUGUAUUGCAUUACAAGGUUUAUUUACUCUUGGAACACUGUUUGUCAAAUGAGUAUUUUCUGGAAAUAAGUACAAACUUACAUUCCCAUUACUUUUACUGUACGUGCUUUAAUUAAAUAAUGUACAAAGCUGAAGUUCAUCAGCUGUGUUUUAUAAAACUUUAUUGUGCAGUUUUAAAAUUUUUUUAAUGUCCACAAAAUCUCUUCUGUGAAGCAAAAAUAUAUCUAAUAUCAUAUUUAUUUUAUUAUCUUGAAGCAAAAAAGUCACACUUUUUUACUGUUUUUUCAGUAACAGCUACAGAAAUUCUCAGCACUAAUUCAUUUUAACAAACUAUUUAACCUGAUUCUGGGGUUGAACAUUCAGGCAAAAGUCAUCCUUGUUACUGUCCCAGCCAUAGGCAUCUGCCAUCAUUGUGCUUGUCCUCUUCCCAGCAGACAGUUCCUACAGUGUCCCUUGGAAGUAAAUGUACAUGCAGCUUCUUAUAUUAAUAAAAGUAUUGCUAA
Rhea pennata is the source of this 8274-nucleotide messenger RNA. It is a transcript of the gene SPATA13, whose product is annotated as spermatogenesis associated 13. Gene Ontology annotation, molecular function: guanyl-nucleotide exchange factor activity; protein binding. Bases 216 to 4037 code for a protein of 1273 amino acids. The transcript is spliced from 13 exons. NCBI's taxonomy places the organism in Eukaryota, Metazoa, Chordata, Aves, Rheiformes, Rheidae. The record is from RefSeq and is a predicted model, not a curated record.